Oncorhynchus mykiss (rainbow trout) is the source of this 1072-nucleotide messenger RNA. Lineage: Eukaryota; Metazoa; Chordata; Actinopteri; Salmoniformes; Salmonidae. The record is from RefSeq and is a predicted model, not a curated record.
CAAUUUGCUAAUUCUAAACAUCCAAUUCAAAUCAAUAGUACAUUCCUAGAAUUUUGGGAGAAUUGCAAUGAACCGUAAAGCAAAGUGGUGACGAUGUGACGAGAGCCAAAUCACAACCUGUUCAAUAUCAGUUCAUUGGUAGGAUUGAUGUGAACAAAGCCUGUAAUCUGACCUGGAUGCAUAGGGUUACCAUUUUCAACCCACCAGCCUCCCAUGUUACCCUACCUCGCAGGCCUCAUCAAUUAUUCAGUAGGCCAGGGAAAGUGCUGGUCUCCAGUCCCCCACUGAGUCUGGGACAGCAGUAGCAAGAUCGUCCAGGACCGGGAGGAUGCUAAGGAAGGUAGGGCCAGGAGUAUGCAGGCGGCCAACCCUGCUGUUUUGGUGCCUGUAUGUCUUCGUGGAGGAGCACACUGUGUAUGGCCACAACAGAACUGUGGAAACCAGGGAGAUGGAGAGGCCAUUUUGUGAGCAAGGAUUCUAUUGUCCAGUGGGAAGUCCCACACCAGUGCCAUGUCCGAAGGGUACAUUUGGGCCGACGGUUGGUGCUAGUUCCAUGGACAGCUGUCUCAGCUGCCCAACCAACCACUACUGUCCGCGACCUGCUCUGACCUCAGGCAUACCCUGUGGAGCCUGGGCACAGCAGCCCCUACCUGGCCAGGACAGAUGUGUGUGUCUUGGAGAAGGGCAAACCUUCCAGGCCAGUGAUGGGCACUGCCCCUGUGCCCUAGGGUACCGCCUCAUGGGCCAAGGGGACACUUGUUUGCACAGUGUCUAUGAUAUUUGUAGAGAUGGGAGAGCGAGGACACAACAUGGAACCUGUCUGGACAGGCAGCAGUGGGCACAGCACUGUACCCAGCAGGUGUGUCUCUCUCCAGGGGACUACCAGGGCUUUGAUGGAGCUCUGGGCCUGUGUCUGUGCAGGGAACCCCCAGAGAGGGCUGUGUGUGGGGGCUGGUGUAGGAGCAGGCCAAAGCUGGCACUGCAUUUAGUGUGUGCUGCCGUAGACUUGCAGCUGGUAUAUAGCAACUCUGAAGGCCAGGUAAGCUAUGAUGACUUGAGCAUGUGUAGGUGA